This is a messenger RNA of Lolium perenne, 1849 nucleotides long. The record is from RefSeq and is a predicted model, not a curated record. Lineage: Eukaryota; Viridiplantae; Streptophyta; Magnoliopsida; Poales; Poaceae.
ACAUCAACUGAUUGGUGUUCCAACUGAUUGGUUUGGCAGUCAACGCCUCAACAAUGGAGACUUUUCUGCUUCCUCCGCGCGCGCGCGAGUCGCGAAGCGUUUUUUUUCCUCAGACGUGCCACAGUUCGGUGCGGCUGGCUAUCUCCGCGGGUUCGAGUGUUGACAGCGGUAGACCAGCUGACUAAACGGCCUACAUGGGCCACUUAACCGCGCACGAGUAGGUCAGCUGCCCAAAGCCCCGCCGCCGUUUCUCGUCGAUCUUCGCCCCCGUACACGUGAGGAUGGAUCCGACGGAAGCCCUGCCCGACGACGCGCUCGCCAACAUCCUCCGCCGCCUCGAGCCCUGCGAACUCGCCGCCUCCCGCUGCGUGCGCAAGGCGUGGUGCGCCGUCAUCGACGCCCAUGGUCUGAUGCGCCCGCACAUCCUCCCGAGCUCGGUGCGCGGUCUGUUCGUCAACUACAUCGACUACGAGCGCCCACGCUUCUUCGCCCGCCCCACCACGAAGCGGCCCGCGAUCAACGGCGACCUUGGCUUCUUGCCUGGGUACAACGGGGGUUUUGACCCAAUCGUGGAUCACUGCAACGGCCUCCUUAUCUACGGUACUGGGUGGAGGGAGUUCUUCGUCGUUAACCCCGCCACGAGACGGUGGGAACGUCUACCCCACCUUGAUGCAUGCAACUACAAUGCUUACCUCGCCUUUGAUCCUGCUGUCUCGCUGCACUAUCAAGUGUUCGCGAUUCCAAUGGUGCCCGACAAGAAGCCUUUCUCGAAGCCUAAAAUGCCAAGUCAAGAACCAUAUUGUCUCCUUGAGUUGUUCUCGUUGCUGGAGGAUGCUUCGGCACUCGAGAGCUUUGAAGAGGAGUGCAAAGAUGGACCGUCAGAAUUGUCAACGGAACAAACCAUUGAAGAGGGCGACGACUUACCAGCGAUAAUCACACCGUCACCACCAAUCGAGUGUAGUGGAAAGCAAGAUGAUUCAGAUGACUUGGUGGAAUGGCCACCAUCCUCAUGGACACUAGACGUGUUCUCCUCUAGUACAAAACAAUGGCAAAAGAGGACGUUUGUGCGUGAAGGUGAGGCUUUGGAGACACUGGCCUCCGUGCGACUAGAUAGGCUGGAACCAACAAGCUGGGGUCCCAGGUGGCGCUACACUGUGUAUUGGGGAGGAUCACUCUAUGUUCAUUGUCGUGGUGCAUUUGUUGUGAGGUAUAGAUCGUUGUUAUUACAAGAUGGAAAGUACCAACUAGUCAAAAUGCCAAUAGAUAUCGAGGAAAGCAAACAUGCAGAACCUUAUCUUGGGAAAUCGGAAAAGGGGGUUUACUUUGCAUCAAUUCAGCAGCAUGGAUAUCAACUUCGGAUUUGGAUUCUCAACGAAUCAGGUGGUCACAUGUCUUGGGGGCUAAAGCAUCACAUUGAUCUUAGUCCAUGUGCAACGAUAUAUUUCGACCAGCCUAAGGGAAUAGAAAAAACUUGGUUCUUAUAUGGCGAUGAUAAUGAUGAAGGUGGAACCAAUAAAAUGCUUGUAGAUGAGAAUUGGGAAUGGAACUCUGAAGACGAUAAUGUUUUGAAUAUUGAAGAUGAUUACGAAGAAUACUACAGCUAUGUUUCUAUCCUUGGAUUUCACCCAUAUAAAGAGAUUAUUUUCUUAGAUGUAUCAUCAUUUAAAGGAGUGGCUUAUCAUCUGAAUAGCUCGAAAGUCCAGUACCUUGGAAAACUACGCCCAAAGGAUUAUACUCACUUACCUACAAAUGGCAUAUAUGAAUCAUUUCCGUACACCCCUUGCAUGGUUGGGGAGCUUUCAGAAAGUGCUUGACAUUAUUUCUUCACUGGCUGGAUUGGAAUCAGGAG